Cebus imitator (Panamanian white-faced capuchin) is the source of this 3798-nucleotide messenger RNA. RefSeq names its product sortilin 1 (gene SORT1). The coding region runs from base 49 to 2544 and encodes 831 amino acids. Lineage: Eukaryota; Metazoa; Chordata; Mammalia; Primates; Cebidae. Gene Ontology annotation, molecular function: protein binding. Gene Ontology annotation, biological process: endocytosis; vesicle organization; Golgi to endosome transport. The record is from RefSeq and is a predicted model, not a curated record. The transcript has 20 exons. Gene Ontology annotation, cellular component: Golgi apparatus; membrane.
GCGGGCGCGCCGGGCGGCAGGUGUCGGCGGCGUAGGCAUUCGGCGGCGAUGGAGCGACCCCGAGGAGCUGCGGCCGUCCUCCUGUCCCGACUCCACGGCCUCGGCCUCUUUCUCCUCCUGCAGCUGCUGCCGCUUGCGACCUUCGGCCAGGACCGGCUGGACGCGCCGCCGCCGCCUGCUGCGCCGCUGCCGCGCUGGUCCGGCCCCAUCGGGGUGAGCUGGGGGCUGCGGGCGGCAGCGGCCGGGGGCGCGUUUCCCCGCGGCGGCCGUUGGCGUCGCAGCGCGCCCGGCGAGGACGAGGAAUGCGGCCGGGUCCGGGAUUUCGUCGCUAAGCUGGCCAACAACACGCACCAGCAUGUGUUUGAUGAUCUCAGAGGCUCAGUAUCCUUGUCCUGGGUUGGAGAUAGCACUGGGGUCAUUCUAGUCUUGACUACCUUCCAUGUACCACUGGUAAUUAUGACUUUUGGACAGUCCAAGCUAUAUCGAAGUGAGGAUUAUGGAAAGAACUUUAAGGAUAUUACAAAUCUCAUCAAUAACACCUUUAUUCGAACUGAAUUUGGCAUGGCUAUUGGUCCUGAGAACUCUGGAAAGGUGGUAUUAACAGCAGAAGUAUCUGGAGGAAGUCGUGGAGGAAGAAUCUUCAGAUCAUCAGAUUUUGCGAAGAAUUUUGUGCAAACAGAUCUCCCUUUUCAUCCUCUCACUCAGAUGAUGUAUAGCCCUCAGAAUUCUGACUAUCUUUUAGCUCUCAGCACUGAAAAUGGCCUGUGGGUGUCCAAGAAUUUUGGGGGAAAAUGGGAAGAAAUCCACAAAGCAGUAUGUUUGGCCAAAUGGGGAUCAGACAGCACCAUCUUCUUUACCACCUAUGCGAAUGGCUCCUGCAAAGCUGACCUUGGGUCUCUGGAAUUAUGGAGAACCUCAGACUUGGGAAAAAGCUUCAAAACUAUUGGCGUGAAAAUCUACUCAUUUGGUCUUGGGGGACGUUUCCUUUUUGCUUCUGUGAUGGCUGAUAAGGAUACAACAAGAAGGAUCCACGUUUCAACAGAUCAAGGGGACACGUGGAGCAUGGCCCAACUCCCCUCUGUGGGACAGGAACAGUUCUAUUCUAUUCUGGCAGCGAAUGAUGACAUGGUAUUCAUGCAUGUAGAUGAACCUGGAGACACUGGAUUUGGCACAAUCUUCACCUCAGAUGAUCGAGGCAUUGUCUAUUCCAAGUCUUUGGACCGACAUCUCUACACUACGACAGGCGGAGAGACGGACUUUACCAACGUGACCUCCCUCCGAGGCGUCUACAUAACAAGCGUACUCUCCGAAGAUAAUUCUAUCCAGACCAUGAUUACUUUUGACCAAGGAGGAAGGUGGAAGCACCUGAGGAAGCCUGAAAACAGUGAAUGUGAUGCCACAGCAAAAAACAAGAAUGAGUGCAGCCUUCAUAUUCAUGCUUCAUACAGCAUCUCCCAGAAACUGAAUGUUCCAAUGGCCCCACUCUCAGAGCCGAAUGCCGUAGGCAUUGUCAUUGCUCAUGGUAGCGUGGGGGAUGCCAUCUCAGUGAUGGUUCCAGAUGUGUACAUCUCAGAUGAUGGGGGCUACUCUUGGACAAAGAUGCUGGAAGGACCCCACUAUUACACCAUCCUGGAUUCUGGAGGCAUCAUUGUGGCCAUUGAGCACAGCAGCCGUCCUAUCAAUGUGAUUAAGUUCUCCACAGACGAAGGUCAAUGCUGGCAAACCUACACAUUCACCAGGGACCCCAUCUAUUUCACUGGCCUAGCUUCAGAACCUGGAGCUAGAUCCAUGAAUAUCAGCAUUUGGGGCUUCACAGAAUCUUUCCUGAGCAGCCAGUGGGUCUCCUACACCAUUGAUUUUAAAGAUAUCCUUGAAAGGAACUGUGAAGAGAAGGACUAUACCAUAUGGCUGGCACACUCCACAGACCCUGAAGAUUAUGAAGAUGGCUGCAUUUUGGGCUAUAAAGAACAGUUUCUGCGGCUACGCAAGUCAUCCGUGUGUCAGAAUGGUCGAGACUAUGUUGUGACCAAGCAGCCCUCCAUCUGCCUCUGUUCCCUGGAGGACUUUCUCUGUGAUUUUGGCUACUACCGUCCAGAAAAUGACUCCAAGUGUGUGGAGCAGCCGGAACUGAAGGGCCACGACCUGGAGUUUUGUCUGUACGGAAGAGAAGAACACCUAACAACAAAUGGGUACCGGAAAAUUCCAGGGGACAAAUGCCAGGGGGGGGUAAAUCCAGUUCGAGAAGUAAAAGACUUGAAAAAGAAAUGCACAAGCAACUUUUUGAGUCCGGAAAAGCAGAAUUCCAAGUCAAAUUCUGUUCCAAUUAUCCUGGCCAUCGUGGGAUUGAUGCUGGUCACAGUUGUAGCAGGAGUGCUCAUUGUGAAGAAAUAUGUCUGUGGGGGAAGGUUCCUGGUGCACCGAUACUCCGUGCUGCAGCAGCAUGCAGAGGCCAAUGGCGUGGACGGUGUGGAUGCUUUGGACACAGCCCCCCACACUAAUAAAAGUGGUUAUCAUGAUGACUCAGAUGAGGACCUCUUGGAAUAGCUCUUCAGAGGAGCUGGACCCAGCAUGGAUGGUGGAACCACAGUACCUCUUACACUCCCUGUGGCUCCAACUUCGGGGAAAUAAAUUUCCCAUUGCGAGGGACCCAGCUCUGUUUCUGCUGCUUCCAUCAAAGCCAAAAGGACCUACAUUAAAGAAAUGCAGGGUGGGGGUGGGGAACCCUGAGCACUUUUUUAUAAUUGGCUCUGAGAAUAGGGGAGACAUUUUAAAUUCUUUAACUUCUUCUUUCCUGUCCUGUGUCUUUGCAAAGUGUGGGCUUUUGUAUUGUUUUUUAAGGGAAAUGAGAUGGAAUUUGAAGGGACCUUUUCGCUUACCCCACUUCUGUGUGUUCUGCAUGGCGCCUGCCCCAGGGCAUCUGCCAACUCCAGCAUCAGCUCUCACAGUGUACUUGGUACCAUCCCUAGGCUCUGCUGGUGACACGAAGCAGCUAUAUAGAUGAAAACAGAGGCUGCAGAGGCUGGCACAGCCUGGCCGGCUUUUCUCCAUCUGGGACAGCCCUACUCCAAGAACACUGCACACCAGCUCCUCACACAGCUCCCACUUCCUUUUUUAUUUUCCAGAGACCACAGACCACAGGGAUUUUUCUUUUCCCCUUUUAAAUUAGGCAAUACUCUUGUUAAUUGCCCUUUGGCAACUAACUUAACCAUGUGAAUCCCACAUAGUAAAUCAGGAAAACUUACAGGGCAAUAUUUUUAGCUUGGGGCCGGAAGAAGGGAACAGCAGAGAAUUGACUAGAUUUAGCACCUAUUAAAAGAGAAACUCUCGUUUCUUCUGAGAUCUUUCAAGCUGUGCUUUGUGUGUGUGCCAGUGGACUUACCCAAGGACAGGGUACAGACUGGGCUGAAAGUCUGCCCAGGCUGAAUGAUCUCUUCCCUAGAGUUGAUUGUCAGGUGCACAGUGUGGCCCCCUGAAGAUGGAACCUCACAGUCUUCCAUGUUCCCUUUUCACCUGUCGUGUGGCUCAUUGCUGAAUCAUGACAGUGGCUGCAUAUCUGCUGCUUCUUAGAUUGCUGUUAUACACAGAACCAGGACUAGAGAUGUGUUCAGAUUUAUAGACUUAAAAAAUUAGAAUUUUAUUACCAGGCUCUCCUCCUCACCCCUUUUUUCUGGCUUUACCAAGUAAUUUGUUGGGAUGAAAAUUUUGGAGGAACCAGUUGAAAACACACUUCCAGUCUAGAUGAUGCUUUGUGCGAUACAUUGAGUUCUUAUUUUGGAUUGAAAGAAGUUGUCCAUUUGA